This is a messenger RNA of Scutellospora calospora, 131 nucleotides long. The record is from the annotation of a GenBank genome assembly. NCBI's taxonomy places the organism in Eukaryota, Fungi, Glomeromycota, Glomeromycetes, Diversisporales, Gigasporaceae.
AUCAAAAAGAUCAAAAAAAAAAUUUUCAAGCUAAAGAAAACAAGGUAUAUUUAGCUACACUUAUCUUAGAAGAAGAAACAAAAUUGUCAGAGUGUUUAAACUUCAAACAAAAUGAGCAAAAACGACAAUCG